Molecule: messenger RNA, 2717 nt
Organism: Carica papaya (papaya)
Lineage: Eukaryota; Viridiplantae; Streptophyta; Magnoliopsida; Brassicales; Caricaceae
Source: RefSeq, a predicted model, not a curated record
UCUCGUUUGCAACAUCAGCAUGUUGUCCGCUACUAUCAGGCCUGGUUUGAAACAGGAAUUGCUGGUUCUCAUGGUGAAACAGGCUGGGGUUCAGGGACUGCAGCUAGCUACAGCAGCUUGAUGGGUGCUGGCUUAUCCGAUGCUCCUGGACAAGAUCAUAAGCUUGAGUCAACAUAUUUGUAUAUUCAAAUGGAAUUCUGUCCUAGGACUCUCCGCCAAGUUUUUGAAUCAUAUGAUUCAAAAAGUCAUUUUGACAAGGAAUUGACUUGGCAUGUGUUUCGCCAAAUAGUAGAAGGCUUGGCACACAUACACGGACAAGGCAUCAUCCAUAGGGACUUGACACCAAGCAAUAUCUUCUUUGAUGCUCGCAAUGAGAUUAAAAUAGGAGAUUUUGGUCUUGCAAAGUUCUUGAAGUUGGAGCAGGUUGAUCAAGAAGCAGCCUUUCCCACAGAUCUAAAUGGAGUUUCAAUUGAUGGUACUGGUCAAGUUGGUACCUAUUUUUACACUGCGCCUGAGAUUGAGCAAGGAUGGCCAAAGAUUGAUGAAAAGGUUGACAUGUAUAGCUUAGGAGUUGUAUUCUUUGAGCUUUGGCGCCCUUUUGGAACAGCAAUGGAAAGACACAUUGUUUUAUCUGAUUUAAAGCAAAAAGGUGAACUUCCUCCUUUGUGGGUUGCUGAAUUUCCAGAGCAGGCAUCCUUGUUGCGGCGCUUAAUGUCUCCAAGUCCAUCUGAUCGCCCUUCUGCCACAGAACUUCUACAGCAUGCAUUUCCUCCUAGAAUGGAAUCUGAGUUAUUGGACAACAUUCUGCGAACAAUGCAAACUUCUGAGGACUCAAGCAUUUAUGAUAAAGUUGUAAAUGCUAUCUUUGAUGACAAAAUGUUGGAAAUGAAAAACCAUAAUCAAUUUACUAGUAGAUUGAGGACCAGUACAGAGGACACUUCCAGUAUCCAGUACACAGUUUUUGACACUGAGCAUCGUGAUUAUGUUAUUGAAAUCACAAGGGAAGUUUUCAGACAGCAUUGUGCUAAGCAUCUAGAAAUAAUUCCCAUGCUUUUGUUAGGUGAUUCUCCACAGUUCAGUAGGAACACUGUCAAACUUCUGACUCAUGGAGGAGAUAUGCUCGACCUUAUUCAUGAACUUCGUCUGCCUUUUGUUAGUUGGGCUGUCGGCAGCCAGAAAUCCUCUUUCAAACGGUAUGAAAUAUCAUCUGUUUACAGGAGAGCGGUUGGUCAUUCCCCACCAAAUUGCUAUCUUCAGGGUGAUUUUGAUAUUAUCGGAGGUGGGACUGCUUUGACAGAGGCAGAGGUUCUUAAGGUUACGGUGGAUGUUGUAACUCAUUUUUUCCAUCCAGAAUCAUGUGAUAUACAUCUAAACCAUGGGGAUUUGCUAGACGCAAUAUGGUGUUGGGCAGGAAUAAAGGCUGAGCAUAGACAGAAAGUAGCAGAGCUUCUUUCUUUGAUGGGAUCCUUGCGCCCUCAGUCAUCUGAGUGGAAGUUGAAGUGGGUGGUAAUCAGGCGUCAACUUUUGCAGGAACUGAAUUUAGCUGAAGCUGUUGUAAAUAGGCUGCAGACUGUUGGUUUAAGGUUUUGUGGAGCUGCAGACCAAGCCCUUCCUCGGUUAAAGGGGGCUUUGCCAGCUGAUAAACAUGUACGCAAGGCACUUGAAGAGUUAUCAGAUCUGUUCAGCUACUUGAGAGUAUGGGGAAUAGAAACACAUGUUUAUAUAGAUGCGCUAAUGCCACCCACUGAAAAUUAUCACAGAGGUUUGUUUUUUCAGCUAUUUUUAACAAAGGAUAACAAUCCUGGACAACUUGUAGAAGACGUAUUGCUUGCUGUUGGUGGCCGAUAUGAUUACUUACUCCAUCAAAUGUGGGGGCGUGAAUAUAAACCAAAUCUUCCAGGUGCUGUUGGUGUUAGUCUUGCACUGGAGACAAUAAUUCAGCAUUGUCCUUUAGACUUCAAACCUAUUAGAAAUGACUCUGGCACCAGUGUACUUGUUUGUUCAAGAGGAGGAGGUGGCUUAUUGAUUGAGCGCAUGGAACUAGUCGAUGUAUUAUGGAAGGGGAAUAUAAAGGCUGACUUUGUACCUGCACCCGAUCCAAGCCUUACAGAGCAAUAUGAAUAUGCAAAUGAACAUGAUAUCAAAUGUCUUGUCAUCAUCACAGAAAUGGGCGUGUCCCAAACAGGUUUUGUCAAGGUUCGUCAUCUGGAACUUAAAAAGGAAAAAGAAGUAAAGAGAGAGGAUCUUGUCAGCUUUCUGUUGGAUGCAAUGGCAACACAGUUCAGAAAUCCUUCCCUGUGGAGUUAGGUCAAUCAUGUUAUUAUCCAGAUUAGGGAUCUUCAUCGGUCCUUUCUCCAGUCAUAUAUACUCUGUGGAGGAUUGAGGAAGAACCAAAAUAUUAUUUGCUAAUUCUGCUGUGUUUUCCGCGGAAGCCAAAACGAGUGAAUAAGCACAGGCUAUGAUCUUUCUGGAAAGUCAAGAUGAUGAAUUUUACAUGUAUAUAAAAAUUUUGGGGAAAAACAUCCAUAUAUGUAAAUAUAUCAAUACUUAGUGAGCUUGAAUUCAUUAUCUGCCAAUAUAGAUUCCCCAUUGGAUGUAAAGCAGAGUCCUACAUUUACAUCUUUUUUUUUUUUAAGUGUUCUAUUAAGAAAAACUCUCAGAUUUCUUUGUAGUAAUGUUUAAUUAUAGAAGCAAUAAAGUCAUAGUAACUUUUUUAA